Molecule: messenger RNA, 5937 nt
Organism: Galleria mellonella (greater wax moth)
Lineage: Eukaryota; Metazoa; Arthropoda; Insecta; Lepidoptera; Pyralidae
Exons: 1
Coding region: 176-709 (177 amino acids)
Source: RefSeq, a predicted model, not a curated record
UUACAUUUGACAUUUGUCUGCUGGUGGGUGAUUGGCGAUUGACUGACGUCACGUCAUCGAGAGUUGGUUUGGUGUUCUCAUUAUUUUUAUUUCGCAAUUUCUGGAAUAUCUUCACAAUUUAAAUGUUUUAAGUUACAAAUUACAAAUAGUGCUCACAAUAAAGAAUAUAACUGAAAUGGAUAAUCAAUAUUAUUACAAGUUAAUGGCAAGUUAUUUGUCUAAACGGAACUGUGACGAGUCGUUCAUGAGAUACUUUUUCGGUAAGAACUCAUUAAAGAAAACACCUGAGGAAUUAGAACGAGCAGAUGAGAGAAAAAGGAGGCUGCAGAGGGAACGGUCGCGACGGUAUCGCGCACUAAAGAACGCGAGGCGACAACACGAGGGUGGCGGCAGCGGCGGCCGCGACAGCGGGGACAGCGACGGUAAUGCACUUCGAACUAAGUCUAGGACCCUAGUGCUCGAGGAAGAGUUCAGCGACGGGGAUGAACCGCCGACACUGUGUGAUCUCAACUACGAGGAAAAAUGGAUCGGCGGCGGUGCUUCGGAUUGUGCUUCCGACGACAACUCGGCGCACUCCGCCGCCGAACUGAAAGAGGCGCCGCUGUCCGGUGACGUGUCCCUCAGCCUGAAGGAGUUCUUGAGCUCUCCUAAUGCAGAGCUGGACUACCCCACUGUGCACAGCCUUAUGUUCCACUGGCUGCAAACGUAACAGCACCCGGCUAUGUACCUACCAUGUUACAGGUUUCAUGUAGGAUUGGCUCAUAUCAUAUUAGAACUCAAAAUUAUAAAUUUUGUAAUAUUCUAAUGCAAAUUGAUUUGUUGUGUAAAAUUGAAAAUUAAUUUGGACACAAAAUUAAAAGAAUUGAUGUGGUAGUUACACAUAUCAUUAUAAUAUCAUCACAAAUAUGUUACGACCAACACACAUCACAUUUAUAAACCGUCCUGCUAUAAUUUUAAUCUGACUAAUUAGAGAGUAAUUUUUACAUAAUUUAGUUUUAUCCUAAUAGAUUGGUAGUGCGGUUUGAAGUUGUCAUCAAUGUUAACUGAUAGAAUUGCUUCAAACAUUAUUAUACUGAUUAUGUGGUUAAGACAAUAUUGUUUUACAAAUAAAUUGAAACAUUUUCAUAAAGAUUUAUGUAUAGCGAAUUUUUCAGCACUUGUUAGGUUGGUCUUGUACAGUCAUAUGGCUAGAAUACCUUUCUGAAUUCAUAUUAUUCGUUUAGAAAAAACUAUUGUAUAUGAUUUAAAAUUAUUCCAUCUAUAUCUGUCUCUUGCAUAAUCACAACAAAUAUUAGAAAUUCUAAAUUUGAAAAUUCAAAAAUGUAAAUUCAGACAUGCAUUCUAAAUGUAUAAGGCCAGCUUUAAAAUUGUUCGCUGUAUAACAGUAGCUCUUUAACUUGUCUUCUAUGUCUAAGACAAAUAGCUGCCUGGUUAAUUCUGGUAGCUUUUUCAUCACUGACAUAUGACUUCUCAAUAAGAAUGAUGGUUGCAUAGAAUAAUAGUACCUACAGAUGACAUUAUUUGGUGUAUUUAUUAAUUGGCAGGUAAAAGAUCAGUCAGCUUUAUACAGAUGGAUCUUGUUUCAAAUUGUGUCAUUUGUAGAAGUUUUAAGGUUCAAGAAUGCCUGAAUGCUAGGCUCCACUAGUUAGUAGAUUAUUCCACUAGACAAUAAGUUGUUAUUAAGUUGCCAUAUCCUAAUAUUUAGAUACUCAACUAUUAUACAUAAUUAUAUAUGCAUAUAUAGAGAAGUAUAGAGUAUAUAUAUACCUAUAGUUUGUGAUACGAAUGAAUUUACAUUUUGUGUGAGAUCUACAAUAUUAAUUGUAACAUUUAAUAUAAGUCGAACAAUAUACACUUGUAUGUAUACACUUUGGUUGCAAUUAUAUCUAUUUAGCAAACUUCUGUUUGGUAUUUGCAUAUAAAGAUAUUAGAAAAACAUUCCUGUACUAAAUGUUUUAUAAUUAUAUAAUAUGUGAUUUGUAAACAAUUUCAGGUAAACUUAAAAUAUUGCAUUUAUUUUUUAAUACUCUUAUGUAUUUCUAAGCUCUCUUCUAUGUUAAUUGAUAAAUUUGGCAUAAAGUGUAAUAUGAGAUGGUAACAUCAGUUUAAUUUUACUACAAUGAUUUUGACUCACUAUAAGUGCGCCGCGGCAUAAGUAUAUGCCUAUGGUGUAGGCAAAGUUUAUGAGGUUUGCUUUGCACUUACCACUGGUGCUGGUACUGAUAUGGGUUAAGAGUCUUUUCAGACUAAAAAUAUAUAAAAUUUUCUAGUAUUUUUUAUUAUUAUGAUUUCACUUUUCACAUGGAGGACACUAUAAAAUUGAUAUUUAGCUGGCCACUGAAAAAUCGAAUUAUUAAAAAAUUUUAGCAUUUAUUUUUUUUAUUUUGUUGAUGGUUAGCCCAUCAACAAAAUAAAAAAAAUGCUAAAAUGUAUUGGCCAGUAUGCUACAAUUUAGCAUAUUUUGUAAUCAUAUUAAAGAGUUAGAAAACAUUCAUACACAAAAUUGCCAUUUAUAUGUUUAAUUUGUAACAGUACUUUAAUUAUGUACACAGUACAACAUUUAGGCCGCCAUUUUAUUUAAAAGUAUUUUGAAAUUUAUUAUAAUGCUACAUAAGAUUUUAACAUAUGUAUUUAAUAAUAUAAUAAUUAGUUACUUAAGAUUUAUUUUUUUAUUUAGAUACAUUAAGUAAUUCCAAUAUUAAGAAGUGUUUUUGUAACAUAUGAACAAGAAGAAAAAUCCUUCCUAAAAAAUUGAAGUAAAUAAUGUAUAUUAAAAUACAAGCAAUAAGGACAUUAUUAUUUCUCAUUACGUAUAAUUUUUUAUAUACAAGUUAUAGAAAUAUGUUCUAGUAUUAUUUAUAAAUAAUUAUUAAUUUAGCAAGACUGCAUUCGUUGAUCUGAUUUCAAUUUAAACCUUUGAAACGAUAUAGAGCUAAUUUCUACUAUUUUAUAUUUCACAUUUAGUUCAAGUGGCUAAAUGUUCUAGUUAACUAAUUUGGCUGCUUAUGUAUUAUAAGUAAAACUGUGUCCGCUGCAAGCAAAUAAAAGAAUAAUUCACGACUAUAAUCUUUGAUGAGACAAGUAGAGGUUUUUGAGCAUUAUUUCUUUUGCAGCGAGUGUAAUACAUUUUUGUUGUGUUUUUCUUACAAAACGGGCGUGUCGCUUAUGUAGUCCGUAAUGACAGGUUAAUAACAGUAUUUUGUUAUUAGUUUUCAGUGCAGCGGACGCCGUUUUCUAUCAACACUAUGUAAUUCAAUCAUAGAAUAUAAAACAGUGCCUCUAGAUGGUAUAAGUAAGUUGUUAGUUAGUAUCCACAUGUUAUCGCCAGACACGAGCCAUACUAUCCUAAAUUAGUCUAGUUUUAAGUGUACAUUAGGCAGACAGUAAAUUAACCAUUCGAGACAUGGGCAUAGAGUAAUCGAAUGGUUAUAAAUUUGUCUAAGGUGCUUACAGAUGCAUAGUAUGUAAUCAUAAAAUGUAUAUAAAUAAUGUCCAUAUACCUUACGUUCGUAAAUGCCAGAAUUUUUGAUCUAUUAUUAGCGUUUGUUGUGUGUGCACAUUUCUCUGACGUGUAUUGAAAUGGAUAUUUAAUUACAAUUAUUCUUUUUGAGGGACUUCUCACACUUUUUCAGCUCCGUUCGCGUUUCGCUGAACGAUUUUGGUCACACUUAUACAGCUCUGCUUCUAUCAGCCGCGUACGACGUCGUAAGAAUGAGAAAAGCCGUUUUGAAUUUACAAUUUUUAUUUACUAUAAAAUACGUCUGCACUUAUUAAUCCUUGCGUACAUAAUGAUUAUGCAAUAAAUCAAAUCAAUGCAGAAACAAUACAGGUCACAAUUUGUCGACAAGGAGUCGCGAAACCUCCCUGUAAAGAGCCGUUUCGCCGCGUUCGACGGUGAAUACGGCAGAACAGCGCUGAACGCUCUCUAUGGCAUUCGCAUGAUAAAUACACAUUUAUCUCCAUUUUAUACUGAGUUGCCGCGAAAGCAGAAUAGACGCGAAAAGCUGAAUGGAUACGUACACGUCUCCAUACAAAAUCUUUGUUUUCUAUGGACAAAAGCUGAAUAGAGCUGAGUAAGUGUGAGUAGUCCCUAAUUCCGCUACCGUUAGUAUGUGUGCGACUGCCAACACUCUAAUAUUGACUACUAUAAUUAUUACAAGAUUACCUAUAUUAGCCAUCAAUUUUGCUAGCCUGACGAACAGUUAACACUAAGCUCCAAGCAGCAAUUUAUUAAUUUGCCUGAAGAUGCAUCGUUUAGAGGUGAAACACAUGUCACAAAACAUGCGUGGACAAAAUGGUAGUCGAAAAUCGAUGGCUAAUAUGGCGCUGGUGUUACGUUUGAUACAUAUUACGUUGGAGGAAAUGCAUUUGUGGUGUGGAGUUUAUAAUAUACUCUUAAUAGACAUAUAAUUGAUCUGUUAUAUAUUGAUUUAAAUAGUUGACGCAACGCAAGUGCAUGUACUUUGUCUUUGAAAUUUUUAACCUUAAAUUAGACUUAAUUUGAUACCUGCUUUUUAAGUGCUGGCUACUAGUAUCUAUUUUUGUUGCCUGCAAAAAAUUGGCAUUUUUUUUUCAAACUAAUUAACAAUAGAUGCUCUAUUGGAGGCGGUAGACUGAUUCUUUUAUUGGCAUAUGUAAAACUAAGGUUAUUUUAGUUUCCUUUUUCGUUAUAGAAGCAUUACAUAAAGAUACGUAAUGUAUUCUUAUAAUGUAAUGUAAUGCUAUUAUAUGUCGAAUAUAAUUAUUUAUCGAGAAAAAUCUUAAAGGGGGAAAAAUUUAUAUACAAGAGAGCAAACACAACAUUUGAAAGCAUUAAAAUUAAAACUUGGUUUAGAUAGUCACAUUUGUCAUAAAAUCUGUAAUCGUCUAGAGUCUGUAUAUUUGUUCUUUAUUCAAAUAAUAUACUUAUUACACUGUUGUAAAAUGGCCGGCAUUUGUUCAUAAUCAACGUACAGAUUAUUAGAUUUUAUCUGCAGAUAUUUGGCCGUAAACAUAUAGUAUUAGUAUUAACAGUCAUACGAUCAUGCACGAACGUGUACGUGAAAAUUAAUACAUAAAUAUUUUAUUUAGAACUCCAACCUGAAGUUAUCUAUUAAAUCCGGCCCGUAUCUACAGAUAGACGAUAAAAUAAUUUUUAUCUGCACAUAAUUGUUUUUUAAUUGUAUUGUAUUCAUACAAUUUUUUUUUUAUUUUUUGUUAUAAAAAAGUAUGCUUGCUGACUAUUAACGAUUAAGCACCUGCCGCAGUUGUAAGUUUUUUUUUUUUGUAUUUUUUUCUCCGGAACAUUAUUUGAAGAUUCGAAACAUCUUAGGGCUAUAAUAUACAUAUUUGUUUUAAUAAUAGCAAUAGAUCUGGCAGCUCGUUAUAUAUGUAUUAAUUUUAAAGUUCAAGACAUUAUAGUGUUAGCAAGAAGAAGUGCAUUUGGAAACCGGAAAAAUAAAAAAAAGUUCGAAUACAGGACAUUGUGGUCUGCGCACAUGAUACCUAUUUUUUUUUUUUUAUAUAAAACCAAACCCUUGUAAUAGCGCAAUCACCGCAACAGUGUGUAUGACCUCUUUGUUACAGUACUUCUCAAUUCACGCGUUACUAACAGAACAUUAAAAUCUUGACUUAUAUUUAACUACCAUGUAUCAUCCUUAAAAUGGGAACAACAUGCCAGAUUCAAUACUGAAAAGAAUGUAGUUGUCUUUGCCUUUUACUUUAUAUACAAUCUUAUAGGUAAGUAAAUUAUAAUAAAGUAUUGGGGAAAGAAAUAAAUCGAGUUCUCCAACAAAAUCAAGUUUUUGUUAAUUUUAUAUUUAAAUAUUAAAUGUUAAGUCUUCAUAAUGCACUUCUGCUUGUGCCAGCGAUGCCUUCAACGAAUGUAGUGUAUAAAUUAACGCUUAGUUAGGUACUGUAAGGUAGUGCCAUAUUAAAGAGCUUCCUGAAUAUUUUUAA